UAUAACUUUUGCCUCUGUAGGAGAACAGUACGUCAUACACUUUUGACAUUUUAAUUGAACGGCCAUUGUGGAUUGUUAAAGUGUUUCUGUACCCUGGCACCAACAACUUACAAUGAUUCCGGGCAAUGUGGAUCCACGCAGGCCUGACAAAGUGCAGCGGUAUAAGCCUGCGAAUUCGGGCAGCAGUAAUACAUCGGGCGAAGACUUAACACCGGAUUAUAUGAAUAUUUUAGGUCCUGAAUCGACCACGGGAAAUGUACAAUCCGACAACUCUAAUGAACGCAUAAAAAGUACUACGGCAAAAUCUCAGCAAUCUCAGCCGCAAUCGGCGAAAGUCGGUGAGGGUCUACCAAAAUCUAGUAAGGAUGUAAUAUCUACAAUUGUCAGCAAUCCAAGUAAUGUGAUACCCACAAGCCCUCAAUAUGGUUUAGCUAUAAUUUCUACGUCUUCAAAUGAUAUACCGUCUGAAGUAAUUACCCCGGCAACAGACUCUAUAAUAGAAUCUACAGCUAAAACGACUGAAAGUGAAAUCAAAGACAUGCAUUCUACUCCUAGUAAAAACGAUAGAUUUAAAGUGGUCAAAAUAGCUAGUUCAGAACCCUUCCGAAGGGGAAGGUGGAAAUGUAUGGAUUAUGUAGAUCAAGUGCCAUCUGCCACUUCCUUGCAACAAACGAAAACAAGCCAAGGAACAACAAGUGUACAAAUGGCCGGAAAUGUUUACAUGCAAACACAAAGUCUACCUCCACAGCAGAUUCAGCAGUUGUUAAUGCAGGGAGCUUUUACGACGACUCAACCACAGUUUUACCAAAAUAAUAUUCAGUCGCAGAUAGUACCCCAAGCUCAGUAUUUUUAUCCGCCUGUUCAAAACCAACAAACGACGCAACAGCCCAUUUUAAACACAGCGGCAGUUGGAGCCCCCACAUCCGUACAGCCGCAAUUUAUUAACACAACCCAGCAACAGUAUUUUCAACAGCCUGUCAUGCCGCCGAAUUACCAAAAUUUACAGUUUGCCCAAGCGGCGAGCUACCCCAAUCAAAAUAGCGCUUUUGUGCCUACAACGCAAAACGUACAGAACUUCCAACAAGCGCAGACCUACUCCACUCAACCGCCGAUAACACAACCUCAAACGAUACAGGCGACUCAACCACAACCGAUGGUCAACGGAUUCGCGUAUACACCACAGACGGUCACCGAUCAGCAAAUAGCCGCCAGUAAUCUUCCAACGCAGGUUGCUAAAAACGUAAUCCUAACAUCGAACACGCAAUCUUCGGUACCCGAAUCUCAGCAGAACGCCAUCGCGCGACCACCGACCGAACAAACCGUGACGACUUACCAACCGGUACCCCAAAAUCCGCAACCGGUCGCUCCGCCGACAAACGAGCCGUACCCAACCGCGCAAUUUGUAUCGAAUGCACAUAACAUGCCCAUCAACGAAACGGCCGAAGUGCAGGUAGUCGCCGUUGAUGGGGCGGAGACCGCAAUGGAGGCGUCGGGGCCCGGAAAUCCGGACGAUCCUUCCAAAACGAAUCCGGUGGUGAACGCCAUCGAUAACAAAAUAGAGCAGGCGAUGGAUCUGGUGAAAAGUCAUUUAAUGUAUACGGUUAGGGAAGAAGUGGAGGUUUUAAAAGAGAAGAUUGCCGAACUGAUGGAACGAAUACAACAGCUAGAAUCCGAAAAUAACUUCCUAAGGUCACAAAUUCCAAAGACUAAUCCAAAUUCGGGCGGCCCAUCCGAACCGUCACCUCAGCCAUGAUUAUCUCAAUACUCAGUAUCGACUUUAGUUUUAUUUGGAACAAUGACACUUUUGUAUCGCUCAGCUUCUAGUACAGGGAAAACUGCUGAUGUGGUACAAAGAGGGACGAUGCACCGCACCUUCUCAUAUUGCUUUUAAAUCGUGGAGAUCGAUUGUUCUUGCAAUAGAUGUAUGCGGCAAAGGUUGGAUGCAUAAGUGUUUUUAUGCUGUUUUUUAAUUUUUACGAUUAAGUGUUUCAAAAUGGUUAAAAUUUGUAUCAUCACCACUAAGUGUUAAGAUUGUUUUUUUUUAAAUAUAUUUUACGAUCGCUUUAGCACAAUUAUUUAUGCACUAUUUAUUUGCAAAGAGAGUAUACGUCUUUACACAUUUUUCGCAUUGAAAACAUGUACAAAUUGUAUAAAAGAAACGUUAUAUAAAUAAAUGCCAAACUUAGGA
Molecule: messenger RNA, 2188 nt
Organism: Photinus pyralis (common eastern firefly)
Lineage: Eukaryota; Metazoa; Arthropoda; Insecta; Coleoptera; Lampyridae
Product: TSC22 domain family protein 1-like
Exons: 3
Coding region: 113-1753 (546 amino acids)
Biological process (GO): regulation of transcription by RNA polymerase II
Source: RefSeq, a predicted model, not a curated record